GUUUAACAUUGAAGGGAAGGAAAUCAGGAAGAGAAGCGGCAAUCCCCGUCGCCGCCGCUCCGCGCCCGUUAUUAUAAAUAUAACAGUACGCAAAAACCAGGACUCCGGAAACUAGGGUUUUUAAAGAAUCACUAGAUGGAGAAGAGCGCCUCUUUUUUGUUCGCUGGGGCCAAUUUCAAUAAGAAGAAGUUCGCCAGCGAUUUCGACAGGUUCAAGGAGAAGAAAGAGGCAGGUAAUUUAGCUGAUGAUCGUGAACCAGAGGAAGUGUUGGUGUCUGCCAAGAAGAGGAAGCGGAAGGCAAGGGGUUCAGACAUGAUUGGGAGAUUGAGGUCCAAAAAAGCUAGAAAGGGUCUGCAUAUUGUCAAGGAUAAUGAUGAGUCAUCCAAAAGGAAGAAGGAACUAAAUAGGCAAAUUGAGCGGGAUGCGGUCUUCCGGAAGAAGCAUAAGAUUCAUGUGUCUGGGAAUGAUGUGGCAUCCCCUCUUAAAAAUUUUGCAGAGCUAAGCUCAAGAUAUGGAUGUGAAUCAUAUUUAUUACAGAAUAUAGCGGACCUUGGAUUUAAAGAACCAACACCAAUUCAAAGGCAGGCUAUUCCAGUCCUCCUCUCUGGCCAGGAAUGCUUUGCUUGUGCUCCAACUGGAUCAGGAAAGACCUUGGCCUUUGUGUGUCCCAUGCUUAUGAAACUCAAGCACCCCUCAGCAGAUGGCGUUAGAGCAGUUAUCCUAUGCCCCACAAGAGAACUAGCUACUCAGACAACCAGAGAAUGCAAAAGGGUUGCUAAAGGAAAGAAAUUUCGUAUCACUUUAAUGACCAGAGAGCUUUUAAGAAAGGCUGAUUUUUCAAAACUUCCAUGUGAUAUAAUCAUUUCUACACCACAACGGUUGCGGUUGGCUAUUCGGAAAAAGAAGAUUGAUCUAAGCAGGGUCGAGUAUCUUGUUCUGGAUGAGUCGGACAAGCUAUUUGAAAUUGACAUGUUAAAAAAGAUUGAUUCUAUUGUUAAAGCAUGCACUAACCCUUCAAUAGUACGCUCUUUGUUCAGUGCUACUUUACCAGAUUUUGUUGAGGAGCUUGCUCGAACUAUUAUGCAUGAUGCUGUUCGAGUUAUUAUUGGACGAAAGAACGCUGCUUCUGACACGAUCAAGCAGCGGUUAAUUUUUGCUGGAAGUGAAGAAGGGAAACUUAUUUCUCUUCGCCAAAGCUUUGCUGAGAGUUUGAAUCCACCAGUGCUAAUUUUUCUUCAAAACAAAGUGCGGGCGAAAGAACUGUAUGAGGAGCUAAAAUUUGACGACAUUAGAGUUGAUGUCAUCCAUUCUGAUUUGUCCCAAGCACAGCGAGAAGAUUCUGUUGACAACUUUAGAGCUGGAAAAACAUGGGUUUUGAUUGCGACAGAUGUUAUUGCUCGUGGUAUGGAUUUCAAAGGUGUCAAUUGUGUGAUCAACUAUGAUUUUCCAGAUUCUUCCUUGACUUACAUUCACAGAAUUGGCCGGACUGGCAGAGCAGGAAGGGGUGGAGAGGCCAUCACAUUCUACACAAAAAAAGAUAUCCCCCUUUUGCGUAACAUAGCUAAUGUCAUGGUAGCUUCAGGCUGUGAGGUUCCAUCGUGGAUCCUGGUGUUGCGCAAACAGAAGUGGAAGAAGCACCUGCCACGAAGAGAUUCAAUUUCAAUCAGGCCACAAGAUGAGGAAUGAAUAGAAGUUUUAGAUUGCAAUCCUUAACUUUUUGUAAGUGGAUAAUUCUAGAAAUAGUGUCUGCAUUUCUGUCAGAAAUUGAUUUCCUGUAACAGGGAAAAAUAGUCAUGGUUUAUAUUUAUUCAAGAGUUCAAAGAACAUAUUGGGAUGAUGUUCUAGUAA
Molecule: messenger RNA, 1848 nt
Organism: Tripterygium wilfordii
Lineage: Eukaryota; Viridiplantae; Streptophyta; Magnoliopsida; Celastrales; Celastraceae
Product: DEAD-box ATP-dependent RNA helicase 57-like
Exons: 12
Coding region: 136-1686 (516 amino acids)
Biological process (GO): maturation of SSU-rRNA
Molecular function (GO): nucleic acid binding; ATP binding; RNA helicase activity
Source: RefSeq, a predicted model, not a curated record